Molecule: messenger RNA, 2092 nt
Organism: Notolabrus celidotus (New Zealand spotty)
Lineage: Eukaryota; Metazoa; Chordata; Actinopteri; Labriformes; Labridae
Gene: il1b
Product: interleukin 1, beta
Exons: 7
Coding region: 876-1823 (315 amino acids)
Biological process (GO): macrophage chemotaxis; inflammatory response; neutrophil activation
Molecular function (GO): cytokine activity
Source: RefSeq, a predicted model, not a curated record
GUCUGAAUGCAGAGCAAAGUCAAGAAUUAAGGGUGGAGAAAUGCCUGGAGUGAGGAUUUAGAAGCAGUUAAGGUUGUGGUCUGUCUAAUUGUCAGUGGCGAGGGGGAGUUCCACAGACUUGGAGCUCUGAUUGAAAAGGUCCGGUCAUUAGAAUGAGCUCUUAAUAUUUACAUAUCUACAGGCCGCCAUGUUGCUACAGCGGCUCUAGUGUCGGCCUGCCUUUAAGCCACAUUUUUGGUGCUUUGGUUUCUUCACUGCAUGCAGAGGCUUGUGGAGGAUCCAGUGCUGUAGUGUUCCCUUUUCACUCUUUAACCACGCAGCCACACUCAUAUCAGUGUUUCCCCGAAUCUGUUGGGUUUUUCACUCGUUUGCAUGUAACACAAACACAAUCAUUGCACAUGCAGUCUGCGCCUGACGCACCGAAAACCUCUACGUGAUGCACGGAGCUACAAACACCUUCACCGCUGUCUCAUGUGGGUGAACUCAUCCUCAUGAAUUACUUAGCACCAAACUCACAUAAGAACCACCUGCAUCCUGUUCUAGUAGGGUUUCUUGUUUCUAGGUCAAAUGAGCUCAUACUACUGCAAGAGCAGCGUGGAGGAUCAGAGAGAAGCACCUGUUCAGAGACAGAAAGUGUCCGAGCUCUCCUUUCAGUUGUCUCAGGUGAUGUUUUUUUUUUUAAAGCUUUAUUUUGCAGAGAGAAGGCACUGCAAGAGAGACAGGUCUUCCUGCUCUGGACUGUGAAUGUGACGUGACGACAUGGGUAUGUCAGGUGGAGUAAGGAAGUAGUGAUGCUUUAAAGUGCUCUGUCACACCCACAGCAUGAGUGAAAGUCAGCAAGUCAGAGUAUCUGAUCAUUCUUUCACAUCAGGAGAAUGAGUGACUUCGACCUGGCUGAUGCUUUGGAUGGCUCCUCAAGGGGAACGUUGAUGCUUUCGAGAGGAGCGGCUCGGCUUGUGACCUCGUCUCGAGAGCUGUUCUCUGUUUGUUGGUCCAAGCUGCAGGAGGCUCUAAGCUCCUUUUGGACCAGUGUGCGAGGACAAAUCCCCUUCAGACAUCUGUUCGUGGAUGACAAGGUUCCUGGAACCGACUGCUGUAACGGGACGAAGGAUGACCAGAAAGACACCAUCAGACUCAGGGAGGGUCUGGACCUGGUGGUUUCCCGCGAUCCUAAAUCCCUCCAGUGUACCGCGACCCUGCUGGCAGUGGCCAGGAUGAAAAGGCCUCUGUACCGCAACGGCAGGGCGCUCAGUGGGAGCGAGCGCUGCAGCUCCAUCUUGCAGAGCGUGGUGGAGGAAACUAUCCUGAAGACGACUGCAAACUUCACAAAGUUUCAAACCUUCAUGAGAGCUGACAGCGCUCCUCAGUUGUUGGCUCUGUGUGACCUGGAGCAGAAAAGCUUCGUCCUGGAUAAUGAGAUGAUGAAACUGCUGUCCGUCACUCUGAGAGGAGGACACGAAGACUGCAAAGUGUAUAUUCAUAUGAAGCGGUAUGAAACAGUGACUGCACAGAGCGGUCUGCCUGUCCUGCUGUCAAUCAACAAAUACAACCUCUCCUGCUCCAUGGAUGGAGUGGAAGCCAAGUUGAUUCUGGAGCCGUGUCCUCAGCAGGACCUGAGUAAUAUCAGCCAGGGUGCAGGCAUGGACCGCUUCCUGUUCUGGAAGAAGAUCGGACAAGAAGGACCAAACCUGAGCACGUACGAGUCCAUCAGUUGCCCCGGUUGGUUCAUCAGCACCUCGAGUGAGGUGGAAAACGAGCCUGUGGCGAUGUGCAAAGUGGACUGUACACGUAACAAGAGCUUCUUAGCGCUUCCGAAGGACUGAAAUAAAACGUUGAUGUUGAUUUAAUAUGCUCCAAAUAACCAGAAUGAUGCUUCCUGCAUUUCUACUUUAUCCUCCUUCACCAGCAGAUGGCGCUGUCUGAGCCUGAGUCUUUGAGCCCUAGUGAUGCAGUCUGUCUGUCUGUCGGGCACCAAAGCUAGUUUGUCUUUAUAUAAUUUUAUAUUUGUGUUCUUUAGAGAAAGCUGUAACGGGAUACUCCUAGAAAAUACUGUUUUUUAAAAAAAUGUCUGAAUUAAACAUUUUAAAAUACA